UUGUUGUGCAAAUACUAUCGUGGAAAUAAAAAUGGCAGCUCCCAUGUCGGCAGCAUUUCCAGUGGUAACAAAACAGGUUGCUAAGGAGGUGAAUAACAACCAUACCGAUGUUCUAUGCAGUAAAUUUGAUGACAGAUUACUGCUGGUUGUCUCUCAGCUCCAGAAGUUUGGUACUAUGGUACAGAUAAGUCGGAGCAUUGUCCUCGACGAGAUGCAGCAGUCAUCAUCAGUAUAUUCCACAAAAGUCCUUCUAGGGUCAGACGAGCCUCUUACCCAUGUCCUAGCUAAAAAUCUGAUAGCUGAGGUGACAACAACCAAACCCAUUAUCCUAACAAUGUCUCUGAAAGAUACUACCCCAAAGACAGUGAAAGCUCUUGCCUCAUUGGUCAAGGAAGUAGUCAGCUGACACAAACAGCCAAUCAGUGAUGAGAUACCAUGUAAGGAUGUCCAGCCCAGUCACAAGGAGUGUGAUGGGUAGAUGACUUUGAGAAGUCAAUCAUGAACACAGGGCACAUACCACUCCAUCAAGGGAUGAUUAAUUUGACAGUUAUUAAUUGUGUUUGUCAGUGUAAAUCCAAGACUUAUAGCACUGUAGAUGAAGUCACAUUCUAGGACACUGACUCAAAGGGACAUAGCAUGACAUAUCCACCCAUCAGGAUUUAGCUGACCUUGUCUCAGCCAUGGUGCAGAAAGUUCAAGUUAAAAGGACCACAAGAUACAUAUACCAAAGAAACAAGUCUCACCGUCCCUACAAGCAUUUUUCAGGGCUCAAUUUAGUGCUUUGUUACUUGCACUGGUGCAAUCCAAUAUUACAAAACGCAACCUAGUUAUUAGUCUAACUUGCACCAGGUGCAAGUCAAUUUUUGAGACUUCAGCUGGAAAACAGAAUGAUGAGGAACUGACUUGGAAGAGUGACUCUGAUGACUGUAUGAGCAGUGACUGAAGGACUUACUGUUCAUGAAAUUUUAGGAAGUGAGAUAACUAAUCUUAUCAGUCCCAGAUUUCUUUUGUCCAGAAAAGUUCAGAGGUUGAAUAAAUGAUAAGAAAGAAAUUUUCUGGAAAUGGAUUGUUAUUGCAACUUCAGCCAUCAACACUACUAGGGCAGGCCUUUGGGAUGAGUAAUAGUUAACAAAAUAUCAAUCGAUCACAUCAGAGAAUAUGGGGAACUACAAUCAGCUAGGUCAUGUUCAGGAUGGAGCCAUUGGAAGUUUAUUAAAUUACUCAAUCAUUUAGCAAUAUUUUACACAUAUGGAUCUGUUAAUCAUGUCAAUCAUUCAAAAUCAAAGAUUCAUAUAUCAAUAAGCAUAAAUGUAUUUAUGAAUUUGGUGUAGUGCCUGAAAAAAAGUGAUGGUUAUUGUAAUAAUUGUAAUGAUGCACACAGAUAGAAGUGAAUGUUGGUUUUAUUAACUGGAAAGCAAUUUAUCAUCAACUGAGCCAAGCCCCAGCUCUGUUUAUCUGCCUAAAGUGGGACGGUAACCAGUUCAGACAAUAUGUUAUUUUUCAUGCAGGAGCAGGGGCAGUGGGCUAGUCUGGUGGUUUAAGCGUUUGCUCAUAAUGCCAAGUUCGAUUCUCCACAUGGGUACACUGUGUGAAGCCCAUUUCUGGUGUCCCCCGCUGGAUUAUUACUAAAAGCGGUAUAAAACUAAACUCCUUCACUCACUGACUGACUUUUUAAAAGAUGAUAGGGUAGAAUGCAAUCCUAUCUUCCUCCCAGAGGUCGAAAUGUAUGUGUUUCUUUUAUUUUUUUAUUUUGUUUUAAGAAAAUAAAUGAAUUAACAGAAUGACA
Messenger RNA from Haliotis rubra (blacklip abalone), 1786 nucleotides. RefSeq names its product proteasome assembly chaperone 3-like. Gene Ontology annotation, biological process: proteasome assembly. Lineage: Eukaryota; Metazoa; Mollusca; Gastropoda; Lepetellida; Haliotidae. Bases 32 to 406 code for a protein of 124 amino acids. The record is from RefSeq and is a predicted model, not a curated record. The transcript is spliced from 4 exons.